CACUUUCUCCCUGACUCAGAAAAAACUAAACGCCUAUAAAAAAGCCUCUCUUAUACAAAAUGACUCCAAAAUUCCGGCGGUACAUCGCCGGAGUGGCCAUAACAAAAUAAAAGAGAGAGGGAGAGAGAGAGCGGUACAUCGCCGGAGUGGCCAUAACAAAAUGAGAGAGAGAGAGAGAGAUUAACUAAAUCCAAUUUCCAUUUGAGAUUCGAAGAUUGUGAUUUCUACACAAGCUUUAAGUGAACUGUUUAUAGUACUACUUGGAGAGUACUCAAGGAAUAAAGAUCAUAGUUGAGAUUCAAUUUAAUUUCGAUUAUGGCGGCGGCUUUAGUAGGAGAUGAUCUAGCUCGAUCGACGAGCAGAAGGAGCUCGAGGUCGUCGAGCUUUAAGGAGGCGUGGACAGCGCCGCCGAACGUGUUCAGCAAAAGCGAGCGGCGGGAAGACGACGAGGAGGAAUUGCGGUGGGCGGCAAUCGAGCGGUUGCCGACCUACGACCGCCUGAGGAAGGGAAUGCUCCGGCAUGUGCUCGAGAACGGCCGCGUCGUCCACGACGAGGUCGACGUCACGAAGCUCGAGAUGCCGGAGAGGAAGAAGCUCAUGGAGAGCAUCCUUGGCCUUGUGGAAGAAGACAACGAGAAGUUCCUUCAACGCCUAAGGGAGAGGACUGAUCGGGUGGGAAUUGAGAUUCCGAAGAUUGAAGUUCGAUACGAGAAUUUAUCGGUCGAAGGAGAUGUGUACGUUGGAAGCAGAGCUCUUCCUACUCUGCUUAAUGCUACACUUAACACCAUAGAGAGUGUACUCGGUUCAGUUCGGUUAGCUCCGUCCAAGAAGCGGAAGAUGCAGAUACUGAAAGAUGUCAGUGGGAUCGUCAGGCCUUGUAGGAUGACCCUACUUUUGGGCCCUCCUGGUGCAGGGAAAACAACAUUAUUGCUGGCACUUGCAGGGAAACUUGAUCAAGAUCUCAGGGUGUCUGGGAAAGUGACAUAUUGUGGUCAUGAAAUGGAUGAAUUUGUUCCUCAAAGAACCUGCGCUUACAUUAGUCAGCAUGAUCUUCACUACGGAGAGAUGACGGUGAGAGAGACACUGGAUUUCUCAGGACGUUGUUUGGGUGUCGGCACAAGGUAUGAAAUGUUGGCUGAACUCUCAAACAGAGAGAGAGAGGCAGGAAUUAAGCCGGAUCCCGAGAUCGAUGCCUUCAUGAAGGCUACCGCAAUGUCCGGCCAGAAAACUAGUUUGGUCACGGAUUAUGUUCUCAAGAUACUUGGGUUGGAUAUUUGUGCGGAUAUCAUGGUUGGUGACGACAUGAGAAGAGGUAUUUCUGGUGGGCAAAAAAAGCGCGUUACUACAGGGGAGAUGUUGGUGGGGCCAGCGAAGGUUCUUUUGAUGGAUGAAAUUUCAACUGGUUUAGAUAGUUCCACCACUUUCCAAAUUUGCAAGUACAUGAGACAAAUGGUUCACAUUUCUGAUGUGACAAUGGUCAUCUCUCUUCUACAGCCAGCUCCUGAGACUUAUGACCUUUUCGACGACAUUAUUUUGCUCUCUGCAGGUCAGGCUGUGUACCAUGGUCCCCGAGAAAAUGUCCUCGAAUUCUUCGAGCACAUGGGCUUCAAAUGCCCCGAGAGGAAAGGAGUCGCCGACUUUCUUCAAGAAGUAAUGUCGAAUAAGGACCAAGAACAGUAUUGGUUUAAGAAGGACCAACCGUACACAUUCAUAUCAGUUGCGGAUUUCGCUGAGGCCUUCAAAUCUUUCCAUGUAGGUCAACAACUCGCAGACGAUCUUCGAAUUCCUUACGACAAAUCCACAGCCCACCCGGCUGCAUUGGUGACCGAGAAAUACGGGAUUUCAAAUUGGGAACUAUUCAAAGCAUGCUUUUCAAGAGAGUGGCUACUGAUGAAGCGCAAUUCUUUUGUCUAUGUAUUCAAGACAACACAAAUAACAAUUAUGUCGGUGAUUGCCCUGACUGUCUUUCUUAGGACCGAAAUGCCGGUGGGAACGGUACAAGACGGAGGAAAGUUCUUUGGAGCACUGUUUUUCAGUCUAAUUAAUGUCAUGUUCAAUGGGAUGGCCGAGCUCGCAAUGACCGUUUUCAGACUUCCUGUCUUCUUCAAACAAAGAGAUUUCUUGUUUUACCCUGCUUGGGCAUUUUGCUUACCAAUUUGGGUCCUCAGGAUUCCAUUGUCUUUUCUCGAAUCCGCAAUAUGGAUUCUUCUAACAUACUACUCAAUUGGAUUUGCUCCAGCUGCUAGCAGAUUUUUCAAACAGUUGUUAGCAUUCUUUGGAAUUCAUCAGAUGGCUCUAUCUCUCUUCCGUUUCAUCGCCGCAGUCGGAAGAACACAAGUUGUUGCGAAUACACUGGGUACUUUUACCUUGUUAUUGGUUUUUGUCCUUGGAGGUUUCAUCGUCGCCAAAAAUGACCUUGAGCCCUGGAUGUUGUGGGGCUAUUACGUUUCUCCCAUGAUGUACGGACAGAAUGCAAUUGUCAUCAAUGAAUUCCUUGAUGAUAGAUGGGGCGCGAAAAAUACGGAUCCUGGAGUAAAUGAACCUACAGUUGGGAAAGUCCUCCUCAAGUCUAGAGGCUUUUUUACGGAAGAAUAUUGGUUUUGGAUUUGCGUUGGGGCACUCUUUGGAUUUUCUCUUCUUUUCAACAUUUUAUUCAUUGCAUCUUUGACCUAUUUGAACCCUUUUGGAGAUACGAACGCUGUCAUUAGUGUAGAUCAUGAAGAAAAGGACAAAAAGAACAAGAAUUCAGACUCCUCUAGCCAAAAAGUGUCGGUGGGGAAUUCGAACUCAAAACCUCAACAUGAAAGUUUUGAUAUGGAAGUGAGAAGCACUUCUGAAGAUUUUGGUUCUUCUAAAGAUGCACCAAAAAGAGGAAUGGUUUUGCCUUUCCAACCCCUAUCUCUUGCCUUCAACCAUGUGAACUACUACGUGGACAUGCCUGCUGAAAUGAAGAGUCAAGGAGUUGAAGAAGAUCGUCUUCAACUGUUGAGUGAUGUCAGUGGCGCUUUUAGGCCCGGAAUCUUGACGGCGCUAGUUGGGGUCAGUGGCGCAGGGAAGACGACCCUUAUGGACGUCUUGGCCGGAAGAAAAACCGGCGGUUACAUUGAAGGAAGCAUAUUUAUCUCAGGCUAUCCAAAGAACCAAGCAACAUUUGCUAGGGUUAGUGGCUAUUGUGAACAAAAUGACAUUCAUUCACCACAUGUCACUGUCUAUGAAUCCCUUCUCUAUUCGGCGUGGCUUCGUCUUUCUACAGAUGUGGAUUUAAGAACAAGGAAGAUGUUUGUUGAAGAAGUUACGGAACUCGUGGAGUUAAAUCCAAUAAGAAAUGCUCUAGUGGGACUUCCGGGUGUAGAUGGUCUUUCAACAGAACAAAGAAAAAGACUAACAAUAGCUGUGGAGUUGGUUGCUAAUCCGUCAAUCAUCUUCAUGGAUGAACCAACAUCCGGUCUUGACGCCAGAGCGGCCGCCAUUGUCAUGCGUACCGUGAGAAACACCGUCGAUACAGGAAGAACAGUGGUGUGCACAAUUCACCAGCCAAGUAUUGAUAUUUUUGAAGCUUUUGAUGAGUUACUACUGAUGAAACGAGGAGGACAAGUGAUUUAUGCUGGACCUCUUGGUCGCCGUUCUCACAAGCUCAUUGAAUACUUUGAAGCAAUCCCUGGGGUACCGAAGAUUAGGGAUGGUUAUAAUCCUGCCACGUGGAUGCUUGAGGUCACCACCCCUCAAGUUGGGGCUCAACUUGAUGUUGACUUUGCAGAACUUUAUGCCAACUCCUCACUUUACCUGAGAAAUCAGGAGCUUAUCGAAGAGCUUAGCACGCCGGCACCGGGGUCAAAGGACCUCUUCUUCCCUACCAAAUACUCCCAACCAUUUUAUGUUCAGUGCAAUGCCUGUGUUUGGAAGCAAUACUGGUCUUAUUGGAGAAACCCUCAAUACAAUGCCAUCCGGUUCUUCAUGACAAUAGUCAUCGGUGUUUUGUUUGGUCUUAUUUUCUGGAACAAGGGACAACAAACAACCAAACAACAAGAUCUAACGAAUCUUUUGGGAGCCAUGUAUGCUGCUGUGCUUUUCCUUGGAGCCUGCAAUGCUUCCGCUGUGCAGUCCAUCGUUGCCAUUGAGAGAACGGUUUUCUACCGCGAAAGAGCCGCGGGAAUGUAUUCAGCACUUCCUUACGCAUUUGCUCAGGUACAACGACAAAUCACGGUGGCCGUAGAGACAAUGUACACAGCAAUACAAACUUUCAUUUACACGCUUCUUCUCUACUCUAUGAUUGGGUUUGAGUGGAAAGCAGGAAAGUUCUUGUGGUUUUACUACUACAUGACGAUGUGCUUUGUCUACUUCACAAUGUACGGAAUGAUGGUGGUUGCUUUGACCCCUGGCCACCAAAUCGCCGCCAUUGUUAUGGCCUUCUUUCUCAGCUUCUGGAACUUGUUCUCUGGUUUUCUCCUUCCCAGGAUGCAAAUCCCCAUCUGGUGGAGAUGGUACUAUUGGGCUUCUCCUGUGGCCUGGACACUAUAUGGGCUUGUCACGUCUCAAGUGGGUGACAAAGAUGCUGAUCUGGAGAUACCUGGGCUUGGGACUAGUAUUCCAUUGAAGGUGUUCCUUAAGGACAACUUGGGCUUUGACUAUAACUUCCUUCCAACUGUUGCUGUGGCCCAUGUUGGCUGGGUCCUCCUCUUCUUCUUUGUAUUUGCAUAUGGCAUCAAAUUCCUCAACUACCAGAGGAGAUAAAAUCAUAUAGUCAGUCUCACUCCCAUAUAUAGAAUUAUAGAUUAUAGGACGACAUCUUCUAAAUUUAACUUUAGUUUCUUCUAAUUUAUCAGGAAAAUAAAUGUUUCUUCCAGAAUGGGCACUUCCAAAAUAUUGCUCAUGAUCUUCUAAAUUUAACUUUGUUUCUUCUAAUUUAUCAGGAAAAUAAAUGUUU
Messenger RNA from Morus notabilis, 4924 nucleotides. Its product is annotated as pleiotropic drug resistance protein 2. Bases 316 to 4731 code for a protein of 1471 amino acids. Lineage: Eukaryota; Viridiplantae; Streptophyta; Magnoliopsida; Rosales; Moraceae. Gene Ontology annotation, cellular component: membrane. The record is from RefSeq and is a predicted model, not a curated record. The transcript has 21 exons. Gene Ontology annotation, molecular function: ATP hydrolysis activity; ATP binding; ABC-type transporter activity.